AUGGCCGCGCCUUGCAACCGAGUUGCUGCGGCUUCAUGGCAAUCGCUACUUACUGCUAGAGCUUCUUGGCAGCCCUGCUCGCGAUUUCGAACCCGGCCGCUCUGUGCUAUGGCCUCAUGCUUGCGAUCGAAACUUUACUCCACAUCAGCCGACGCACCAAGAUUCUCUUACCAUAUCGCCUCCUCCUUUAUCGCCAAAGACAGACCCUACGAUCCUUCCACCCACGUUUUCCACUUCAACCCGUAUAAUCGAAUUCAGCCCCCGCGGAAUCGUCGCCCUUCCGCUCGUCCCGAGUCCGGACACGAUGCCUUCUUUGUCAGCCGGAUCAAUGAUUCAGGCUCAGUAGCGUUUGGCGUUGCAGAUGGUGUUGGAGGCUGGGUGGAUUCGGGUGUCGAUCCUGCCGACUUUUCUCAUGGCUUCUGCGACCACAUGGCAGUGGCUGCUCACGAGCACAAGGCGGAGGCUGAUCCUCCCUUGACAGCGAGGAAGCUGAUGCAAAAGGGAUACGAUGCGAUUUGCGAGGACCGCAGCCUUCGGGCAGGUGGUAGCACUGCGUGUGUUGCUAUUGCUGGAGCAGACGGAAACCUGGACGUGGCGAACCUCGGCGAUUCCGGUUUCUUACAGCUUCGUCUGAACGCUGUCCAUACCUAUUCGGAACCCCAGACACACGCUUUCAAUACUCCGUUCCAAUUAUCCCUCGUCCCUCCGAGCGUUGCCGCUCGUAUGGCAGCUUUUGGUGGUGCUCAGUUGAGCGACUUGCCCCGAGAUGCGGAUGUUACACAGCACUCGCUCCGACAUGGCGAUGUCCUCGUCUUUGCGACUGAUGGUGUUCUCGACAACCUUUUUAAUCAGGAUAUUCUUCGGAUUGCCAGCCGGGUUCUAGUUCGGAGCGGUGCCUGGGUUAUGACUGAAGCCGGGGGUGUCCGUGUGGCUGAUGCUCUGGAACCUCUAGUUCAGCUCCCUGAAGCGUCCGAGGAAAAGAAAGAAAGGACACUGACCCUUCAGAGUUUACUCGCGACCGAAAUCGUGACAGCCGCGAAGCGAGCCAGUGUCAACACGAAACUCGACGGACCCUUCGCGAAGGAGGUCCACAAGUAUUAUCCCAACGAAAACUGGCACGGCGGCAAGGUCGAUGACAUUUGCGUCGUGGUAGCUGUGGUUAAUGAAACUUCAGCAGGCUUGAAGAGCAAGUUGUAA
Messenger RNA from Fusarium keratoplasticum, 1197 nucleotides. Its product is annotated as Protein phosphatase. Bases 1 to 1197 code for a protein of 398 amino acids. NCBI's taxonomy places the organism in Eukaryota, Fungi, Ascomycota, Sordariomycetes, Hypocreales, Nectriaceae. The transcript has 2 exons. The record is from RefSeq and is a predicted model, not a curated record.